GAUCUCUCUCUGUGGGAGUCAAACUCGAGCCUCGGUCAACAGACGUUGAAGCAUCACGAACUACCGCCGAUAACUCCGGCGGUCGCCGCCGAUGGACUCCUCUUCGUCCUCGGUCCCUGCUGCUGCGGCUGCGGAGGGGGCGCCUCCGGCGGGGGAGAAUCUGGCCGUGUUCUGGCACGAGGGCAUGCUGGCCCACGACGCCGGCCGCGGCGUGUUCGACUCGGGCCGCGACCCGGGCUUCCUCGACGUGCUCGACCACCACCCGGAGAACGCCGACCGCGUCCGCAACAUGGUCUCCAUCCUCCGCCGCGGGCCCAUCGCGCCCUUCCUCUCUUGGCACUCCGGCACCCCCGCCCACGCCAGCGACCUCCUGUCCUUCCACUCCCCAGAAUACAUCGAGGAGCUCGCGCAGGCGAAUGCCAGUGGACCCAAGAAGUUAUGUGAGGGCACUUUCUUGAACCCUGGUUCAUGGGGUGCCGCGCUUCUGGCUGCCGGAACAACCUUAUCAGCUACGAGGCACAUACUAGAUGGGCAUGGGAAGAUAGCCUACGCAUUGGUCCGUCCCCCUGGCCAUCACGCGCAACCGGACCAUGCCGACGGUUACUGCUUUCUGAACAAUGCCGGACUUGCUGUGCAGCUGGCUCUGGAUUCUGGCCGCGCAAAGGUUGCCGUUGUUGACAUAGAUGUGCACUAUGGAAAUGGUACUGCGGAGGGCUUCUAUUGCACGGACAACGUGUUGACAAUCUCUCUUCACAUGAAGCAUGGUACUUGGGGUCCUUCGCAUCCGCAGAGUGGCUCGUCUGAUGAGAUUGGGGAAGGCAAGGGGCUUGGGUACAAUCUCAAUAUACCUUUGCCUAAUGGCAGUGGGGAUAAAGGCUAUGAGUAUGCAAUGAAUGAAUUGGUUGUCCCGGCGAUUGACAAGUUUCAACCUCAGCUUUUGUUUUUUGUCAUUGGCCAAGAUUCUAGCAUGUUUGAUCCAAAUGGAAGACAGUGCUUGACCAUGGAUGGUUACAGGAAAAUUGCACAACUAAUGAGGGGUGUGGCUAAUCGACAUAGCGAUGGGCAAAUGUUGAUUGUCCAGGAAGGGGGUUACCACAUCAGUUAUUCAGCAUACUGUCUGCAUGCGACACUAGAAGGCGUUCUGAAUCUUGAGGCCCCGUUGCUGGAUGACCCAAUCGCAUACUAUCCAGAGGAUGAGAAGUACACCAUGAAAGUUGUCGACGUCAUGAAGAAAUGCUGGAAAGAAUCCAUUCCAUUCUUGAAGGACAUUUAGAGACGCACACACAUCUUCAACACGGCGGCGGCGAUGCUCAAUUCUGAAUCGUGUCAUGCUCUACAUUUAUAGCCUUCUGCUGACCGCAAAGGGUAUGUUUAUUGGAGCAACUUGAAAAUGGAUGCACCUUCCCUCAACCCCUGAUUCCCCUAUAGGUUUGCUGCGUGAUUUGAUUUGUAAUGGUGUUUGUUGCUUAAGGUUCAGAUGAAUAUUCAGGCUUUUCCUUUUUCUUUUAAGAGGGAGAGGAUGAAAUCAGACCUUUUGCUUGAGCAGUUUGAUCACAGGUCACAGUAGAACAAGUCCGCAGACAUCUUUACGCCAACUAGUGGCAAAGUCUUGAUCGUCUAGUAAGGGAUGUUAGCUGUUACCCGUUGAAUUGAGAAUCUAUUUUUCGUUGCAUGCCGUCCGUUGAAUUGAAGAGAGCAUAUAUCUGUUGCAAAA
Messenger RNA from Aegilops tauschii subsp. strangulata, 1714 nucleotides. RefSeq names its product histone deacetylase 8. Gene Ontology annotation, molecular function: histone deacetylase activity. Gene Ontology annotation, biological process: epigenetic regulation of gene expression. The record is from RefSeq and is a predicted model, not a curated record. NCBI's taxonomy places the organism in Eukaryota, Viridiplantae, Streptophyta, Magnoliopsida, Poales, Poaceae.